Molecule: messenger RNA, 288 nt
Organism: Plenodomus lingam JN3
Lineage: Eukaryota; Fungi; Ascomycota; Dothideomycetes; Pleosporales; Leptosphaeriaceae
Source: RefSeq, a predicted model, not a curated record
AUGCAGAGGCAUCAUGGCAUUGUAGGCAAUAUUCAGAAUUCGACACGGCACUUUUUAUCACAUCAUCUUCUAUCAGAGCAGAUUACAGCGACCAACUACAUCUUCCACAGUCCACUUACCCUUUGGCCUCACUCUUGUCUAGUACUCAAUGCUGAUCAAGUCCAUAUAUGGGGUGCUGGUCCAGUCCGAACGUGUCACACUUUGUCCGCCAGUGUGAUAGUGGACGGAGACAGAAUUGUUACUUCUGCAGCACCUGUGGCAGUCGGAUUCUACAUGCGCAAAUCAUAG